AUGCUUUCGGAUUCUUCAUCAUCCACUUGUUCUUCAUCCUCAACCUGUCGGAAAGGCUCCGAUCUUGGAACGUUCAAGGAGGUGGGACGAAGAAAUCCGAGAGAGAUGAUUCAAAUACAAACACAAGAUGUUCAUGAUAUGUUUUACGAGUUGAGAAGGACGGAACAGCAAGCAAAUGAAAAGUUUUUUGUGAGAAUGCCCAAGUUAUUGCAAGCCAUGCAUGAGUUAGCUCAGGAACAAUAUCGAGUGUUGAGUGGAUAUAAUUAUAAUGCUCAUGUGGAGGAUAAUCCUUCUAUUCGGAAUGAAAUUCAAACGUUGAGAGAACAAGAGUUGCGUGAUCAAGAACGAAAACGGGAAAUCAAGGAAUUGUCAAAACAAAUUAAGGAAGAUCGAAAGCGAAUACUUCGAGAAGAAAAGAAGAAAAGGAAGGCAGAACGAAAGGAAGGACAAACGCCAGAGGAAUCAGAAUCAUCAAGAAGUACAGUGCAUUACAGAAAUGGUGUCAAGUUGGAAUAUUCAGAAAAGGAGAAUGCUGUGGGAAUGGACGAUGACGGAUUUAGAGGAGAAACUGAAGGAGUGUAUCAUGAAGUUGAAUUUGUGAAAAAAGAAAUGAGAGGCCAAGUUCAACCAUUCAAUGACGCCUUUUGUCCUCGCCAAAAUCCAAUGGAAGAACAACAGGACAUAUCAUCCCCUUCAUCAAUUUUAGAACAGCAAAGAAUGGAGAGAAAAAUUGGAAAACCUCUCAACAUUUAUCAAGCAAAGAGUCUUUCCAAAAAGAGAUGA
Molecule: messenger RNA, 783 nt
Organism: Naegleria fowleri
Lineage: Eukaryota; Heterolobosea; Eutetramitea; Acrasida; Naegleriidae
Exons: 1
Coding region: 1-783 (260 amino acids)
Source: RefSeq, a predicted model, not a curated record